Messenger RNA from Truncatella angustata, 1643 nucleotides. Its product is annotated as Alpha/Beta hydrolase protein. Lineage: Eukaryota; Fungi; Ascomycota; Sordariomycetes; Amphisphaeriales; Sporocadaceae. The record is from RefSeq and is a predicted model, not a curated record. The coding region runs from base 174 to 1211 and encodes 345 amino acids. The transcript has 4 exons. Gene Ontology annotation, molecular function: hydrolase activity.
CUGAGACACCGGUGCCGGCCGAGUUGGCCAAGCAUCUGGUAUCUUGCGAUGAUCAUUACGCAAACGUAUUUAUCGUGGCCUGUAGCGAUUGUCCUCGUUGGGACAACAAUUCUUACGUUGCUUCAUUGUUCGUGAAAGCCAACAGUUGCAGUAGAAUAUAGUCAUGCAUCACCAUGGCUGCCACACCACGAACAAUUCAUCAACCUAUUCAUCCAGGUCUACGGCCACAGCUUGAUCCCGAAUAUGUAGUAUUUCAUGAUGAGUAUCUGCAAUACGUAGUGCCAUCAGAAGCCGAGCCAUGGGAUCCUGUAAGCAGGACGCAUCCAUCACCAUUGUCGUUAGGAGGCCAGGAGCUCGUUGAGGUUGGUUCAGUGUGCGAUAAGGACCUCGGUGACAUCCAGAUUCGAGUUUUCAAGCCGGAGGGCGACCUGCCCGAAAAUGGCUGGCCGGCGUUGGUUUGGUUUCACGGCGGCGGUUGGGUGAUGGGUGGAUUGGAUAGCGAGAACGGCUUCUUGAGGCAUAUAUGCAAGCACGUUGGAUGUGUCGUGCUUUCCAUUAACUACCGCCAUGCUCCUGAACAUGUCUACCCAACAGCGACAAAUGACGCGCUCACUGGAUAUCAGUGGGUGAUAGACCCCGGGAACGCGAGCUCGAUAGGUAUCGAUACAUCUAAGAUAGCGAUAGGAGGAUUAUCAGCCGGUGGCUGUUUGGCCGCGAUCCUCUCUCUGCAGAUAUCACACCUCGAUCUGACUCCUCCGCCUCUGUUUCAAAUGCUGCUGUGCCCGGUAAUCGACAACACGGCCACCACGGACACUACAUGGUCAAUCUCACGACAUGCCCCCUGGCUCACGCCUACCCGCAUGACGUGGUAUCGAGAGAAGUACUUUUCGUCACCAUCAGAUAGCGCUAAUUACGAUGCCUCGCCGUGUUUCGCACCUUUGGAGCUACUAUCAAAGAGCCCCAAAACAUUUCUGGGGGUGUCAGAGUGCGACCUGCUCGCGCCGGAAGCCCUCGCAUUUGGCAAGAUGUUGGAGGCUGCUGGGGUCGAAACCAGCGUCGAGGUAUACGAAGGCGGUACGCAUAGUAUUCUUGUGCUUGCGGGGAUACAUCAGGCGGGACGGAGACUGGUUCACGAUGCUUGUGAGGCUCUGGCAAUAGCGCUCGGAACCUCGUAUGCUGCCUCGGCAGCACCAAUACUUCCGUUGGGAUAGCAGGUUUCGGCUUGAUGGCCUCACAUAACCUGAAAUUGAGUCCCCAAGUGUUUGUGUGCAGAUUUUUAUUAUCCUUGCUGCCGCACUCGGGUGCGCAUUGUUGCAGAUCAUGCAACCUACCCAAUUGUCGAAGUAGUGUUUCUCUUUAGGACUCACAUUGCCCAUCAUCUUCGCCAUUGCCACCGCUGGAAUAUUCAUCUGCUUCAUAGUCUAACAUAACGAGUUUGAUAUCAACUAGCGGUGUCAUGAUCCAGAGACUGGUUGUGAGGCUACUACUGCAUGUACCAGAUUGAAGCCAGGUGGAGGAGAUUAUUUCGGGCCAAGAAUUGGAACUCGAGUAAUGUAAUGGCGAUACCAGGGCUUAGUUCAAGGUCCAUGAAUUAGGAAUAUAAUAAAGUAGAAGAGAGACAAGUGGAUAGUUCACACCCACCA